Ostrinia nubilalis (European corn borer) is the source of this 3221-nucleotide messenger RNA. RefSeq lists its product as uncharacterized. The transcript is spliced from 2 exons. NCBI's taxonomy places the organism in Eukaryota, Metazoa, Arthropoda, Insecta, Lepidoptera, Crambidae. Bases 1 to 2517 code for a protein of 838 amino acids. The record is from RefSeq and is a predicted model, not a curated record.
AUGAUGGAACGUUUAGAGAACUGUCAGUUUGACCUUGCGUCAAGAAUAGAAAAGUCAAAAGUCAAUUUCUUAAAAAGUUCUAACGUUCGGUUGAGCAAGGAGUUUUUAGAAGGAAAGUUGGAACUACUUGAAGGUUUGUGGAAUGAAUUUCUGUCGGGUCAUAGGGAAUUGUUGCGCACUACGGAACCUAAAGUGUUAUCCGAGUCUAGGUAUAUGCGAGGCGAUACUUAUGACAAAACAGAAGAUUUCUAUAUUGAUUAUAAAUGUAAAUUGAAAGGAGCUUUAUCUAAAUUCGUUAUAAUCCCAAGUUUUUCCAACACCGAUUCUAACCAGCCCACUCUACAGGCGCCUAAUGUAAAACUGCCAAAAGUGAAUAUUCCGAUCUUCUCAGGAAAGUACUCGGAAUGGAACACCUUCCGAGACUUAUUCCAGUCUUUGAUACAUACGAACAAGACACUAGGAAAUGCUCAAAAGUUAUUGUAUUUAAAGGGGUACUUACAAGGUGAAGCCGAGCAACUUUUAUGUAACAUUCCGAUUACAGACAGUAAUUACGAUUAUUGUUGGGGUUUGUUAGACGAGAGGUAUAACAACAAACGAUAUAUCUGUCAUCAUAUUUUGAAGAGACUGCUAAGCCAGAAAAAUGUAACUUGUGAGUCGGCUAGUGGGUUGAAAGGUCUGAUGGACACCACAAAUGAUUGUUUGUCCGCUCUGUCUAAUAUUGGCAUAGAUACGAGUACCUGGGACGUACUGGUAAUCCAUAUAAUAAUGCUGAAGUUGGACCCUGAAUCAAAAAGGCAGUGGGAAUUUAGCGUCGCGGAUAAUAACUCUACCGAGCUACCAAAUUAUGAUCAGUUCGAACAGUUUCUUAAAAACCGUUACCGCGCCCUUGAGUUUUUGACUUCAGAGUCCAAACCGAUGCCUAAUAAAACCUUACCUGUUUUCAAAAUGAAAACCAUGCACGUUGCCACGUUAGUCUGUCCCUUUUGUAAGAAGGAGCACAAAUUGAGCACGUGUAAGGCGUUUAGGGAUACGUCAGUAAAAUUACGUCGCGAAUUUGUUGCAUCUCAUAAUGUUUGCUUUUGUUGUCUCGGAAACAAUCACUCUGCCAAAUUCUGCCACAGCAAAUACAAGUGUCGCAUAUGCAAGAGGAAGCACCACGCUCUGCUGCAUCCUACGAACAAGAUUGCUGCUCAGGAACCCCAAAACGGGGAGGUUACUACGGCUGAUACCAAGAAAGUUGGUGCUGUUAUUUCCUGCACGUCUACAAGAAGCACUGUGGAUUGUAGCCAGGUAUUGCUAGCGACGGCACUUGUAGAUACUGUGUCUAAAUAUGGCCAAACCUAUACUAUUCGUUCUCUGUUGGAUCAAGGGUCCCAAUCCUCUUUUAUUACAGAGGCCAUGGUUGAAUUAUUGGGUUUGAAGAAGAUUCCAGCUAAAGGGCAAAUAGUAGGAGUAGGUGACACGAACGGGCUCACGACAAAGUCGAUGGUUGAAAUAAAAAUAGCAUCACGGGUUGAUCCAAACUUUAUUAUCACAGUGAAAGCUUACGUUCUAGAAUCCAUCACAUCUCUUUUGCCUAACCGAAAAAUAAGAGCGGAGGAAUGGAAGGAGCUUGAGAACAUUGUCCUCGCGGAUCCGAGCUAUUAUACUUCUAACAGUGUGGAUUUGUUGUUGGGGUCAGAAGUAUAUAGCCGGGUAAUUCAAAACGGAGUCAUCAAGGGACCGCUUGGUUCACCACUUGCUCAGUGUUCGUCAUUGGGGUGGAUUUUGUCUGGUGUCGUUCACACGACCACGAAGCCCUCUGAAACAAUAAAUGUGAUGCAUUGUAGCGUGGAGGAUAAUCAGCUUCUAAGGAAGUUUAGGAAGCUAGAAGAUGACAUUCCAUUGCCAAAGAAGGGAACGUGUACAAAAAAUGAAGAGACUUGCGAAGAAUACUUUACCAAAACUUCUCGUACAGAUGACACUGGUCGACACAUUGUGCGUCGUCUUCCGUUGAAAGAUGAAGAUCCCGAUGAGAAGAAUUCCCGGCAAACACCUGAGAAAAGAACGUAUUCAUUAGAACGAAGACUGAAGAACGGCGAUCUGAAACAAAAAUACACAGAGGUUACUGGUGAAUAUGUUGACAUGAAUUUGGAUCUCGGUGAAGAUUCUUCAACGGCGGCUGAGAAGAUACUGUCAGACUUUCAUGUGGACGAUCUCAUGAUGGGUUGCGGAACUAUCGAUCAAGGGAGUCAACUUUACAGAGAAAUGAAUAUGAUGUUAACCAAAGAAGGAUUUGAAUUGCAAAAGUGGACUACUAACAAUGAAGAUUUGGUAAAGACAAUGAAAGAAGAUGGUAAAGUAAGUCUACGGAAAGGAAACGAAGAAGGGCUGAAAAGGAAAGCUGAUAAAAUAAUAAAAAGUGGUGGUAUUACUUGGAACCGAAGUGAAGAUGUAUACCGCUACAAGGUCGACGUGCAGACCUACGGAGAUCCUGAAACAAAAAGGAAGGGUAAAAUAAAAAAAGGAUACGCUUGAGAAACGCGACGGGUAUUCAACAACAGUAGAGAUACAGAAGGCUAUGGGUUGUAUUGCAUGCCAAUCUGAGAACUUUAGUGCUGAUGUUGAAAGGUAAAACGAAAAUUGAUACUUACCCAUCGUAGUUUUCUCCGGUUCUUGAAUCCUUUUCCCGUUGUAAACAACAUGUUGCGAUUUGGUUGGAGACUUGUAAGAAUCACAGCUUCAUGAACGUCGUAAGGGAAAGAAAGAAGUGGACUACCUAUGCAAAUUCCUCAACCUAACAGUUGAUGGUUUAGUUGUCAUAAAGGAGGACAACUAGCUACGGGUCUUGGCUCAGUGGCAGGGUGAUUGUGGUCCAUCCCGGUAACGACGAUGAUAGAGUUGUUAGUUUCAAGAUUUUAAGUUUAUUGAAAGUGUUUUUAUUAUUUUACGGUACAAUGGUUUUUAUAUGGUUUAUUUUAUGUUUAUUGUUGAUGUGUACCGUAACAUUUUUCAUGGUGGGCGAUGCAUUCGCAUUAAGUUUCAUUGGGUUUGUUUCAAUUUUCCUGUUGUUAAGGACCUUGGACGGUCCUUGGUGGGCGAUAUGUAUAAACCUUCCAUGAAACUUGUUUGUAUUAUUUGCCGAGAGAUGUCACUGCUCUUUGAGACGCGUAAAGCUGUACCGCGGUGUCCAGAUUUUUUUCCCUGGCUUUAUAUACCUGGAGUAUUUUGACAUCUGUGAA